UUGAGGAGGUUGUAAAUAUUGUGAUGCUCUGUUUUGCCACAAAUUUGCAUCUAUUUUUGCUAGCCCAUCCAAAAGAAAACACAUAAACACAAUAUUCUAAUGGUAAUUUAUUUCCUCGUUUUGUCUAUUUUCAGCAGAACACCCCCCAGAAAGGCCUCUGAAGCAUCCUUUGCUGAGGUGGUCUGGUCCAAGUGAAUUUUGAAACAUCUCUGUGCUGAAGCUUUUGUGCACUUUUUCAAGGACUUGAAGCUUGAAGGGUCAUGAGAUAAUAAUAAUAACAUCUAGCUAAAAAAAAGGAAGCAGGUGAACAAGUCUCGGUGGUCGGCUAGAGGUCCUUCUCCCCUAAGGGGUCAACGAGAAAAACCCGAGGAAAAACCAGAAAAAAUCACCACCCAUUAGUCACAAUAAACUCCAAAGGCUGAAGUUGAAGCUUUUGCUGCUGCUGAUGUUGGAAGGUGGUGGUGAAAACAAGGAAUAUCAAGUGUUUACCGGUUGAAUGAGUGGAGGAAGAAAAAAAAACUUGAGUCACCUUGCCCACCUGGUCAAAGAGGGGGUGGGGCAAAGUUCGCAGAGGAAAAUUGUGAUUUAUUUUAUAUCUGUGGAAAAGUGUUCCGUUUUUUUCUUCUUUUCAUUUUCUUUUUGGCCUUCGGCCUCCACGACAAAUGAGUUUUAAAAAGUGGGGCCAUUGAAGAAAGGGCCAAGGGGCGCAACGAAAAAAAAUUGCCAAGAAAGACGCGUGAAAAUAUAUAUCAUUAUUAAUGCCACUUUUUAUUUUGCCUAAUUUGUUACCGGUCCCCCACGUAGAACCCUCUUCGUCCCUAAUGAGGGCCAUAAAUUGACGCGAGCGGUGCUGGAGGAAAAACCGCGCGCCGGGGAAAAACAGUGUCGCGUGUCGCUGGGGGUGGAAAACAACUGCGAAACAAUGACGUCGGCGCCCUAACGAAGUCACAUUUAUCACACUUUUUUUCUGAGGAAGGAAGAGAAAUUAACAGUAUUCAAAUCAAAGAAAGUUUGAAAAAAGUUUCCCGAAAAAAACAACUCAGAAGAAAAGCAAAAAUGAACAAAAACAAAUCGCAACCCGGAAAUCCGGCCAAGAGGACACUGGAGCUCGGGGGCGGCCCCCGACCAGCCCGGCCAAGUCUCCCGGUGGGCCUGCUCCUCCUGGUGAUACUCAACGUAAACUGCAACUGGGGGGGUGCCCUCAUGGUACGGGCGGACCCCUCGUCACGAACUGGAAUUGAUCAUUCAGCAGCCGGCACCGCCGGAAGAGGCCCAGAUGAGCACGAGCAACGAGUGCAUCAUUACGGAAUCACCUCGUCGUCAUCGCUGCCCUCGCUCGGGGGAGCCGGGGUAGGAGGAGGAGGCACCGGUUACAGUGUUGCCAGUGGUGGGGCCGAUAAGCCGUACUUUGACGAUGUCAACUCGCGCAACGUAACGGCCAUCGUCGAGGACACGGCCGUGCUGCGGUGCCGCGUCAAACACAAGGGCGAUCGAACGGUGAGUUGGGGAAAUUUGAAUUCCGCAGGACAACGCUGCACGGACGGUAUUGUUCUUCUGCGCCAGUGUCCAGUGGGCUGAAAUCGAUUUAGAGUGACGGUUCGCGCUGGGAAAUUUUGCGCUGGGAAUGGU
Messenger RNA from Culex pipiens pallens (northern house mosquito), 1629 nucleotides. RefSeq lists its product as uncharacterized. The record is from RefSeq and is a predicted model, not a curated record. Bases 1057 to 1578 code for a protein of 173 amino acids. Gene Ontology annotation, biological process: synapse organization. The transcript is spliced from 2 exons. Lineage: Eukaryota; Metazoa; Arthropoda; Insecta; Diptera; Culicidae. Gene Ontology annotation, cellular component: neuron projection membrane.